UUAACACAUUUUGAUGACGCAUUUGACGUGUUAUCGUAUCCCAAUCUAGAAGACCUACAUGUUCAAUCACCAAUACAUGUUACAUCUAUGAGUCUUAACGAGAUGAGCAAAUUAGAACACAUCGUUCUCAGAUGUAUUUGUGAUGGUCUGGAUCUGUCCUCUAGUGACAGUCUUAAACAUAUUGAUCUUGGUGAACAGGUCACAUUGUUACCAAAUGCAUUAUGCGGUGUUCGUAACUUAACAAGUAUUGCCUUACGAUGCAAAUGUAAUAAGCUUGAUUUGUCCGGUAGUCCUAACCUGACGUACGUUUAUCUAGGCGAACAAGUAACUGUCUUGCCAUAUGCGUUGCGCUCUCUUCAUGUGUUAGAAAGUUUACACUUGAAAUGUAAAUGUGAUGGUCUAGACCUCUCUGCUUGCAAACGUUUAAAGUGGAUUACUCUCAGUAAACAGACUACUUUGUUACCCCAUACAUUACAUGAUCUUCAUGAACUUGAGAGUAUUACAUUAAAUUGCAACUAUGAUGGGCUGGACAUAUCUUCAUGCCUCGACAUAACAAAGAUAAAUCUUGAAAAACCGGUGACAUUGAUACCAAACUCAUUGCGUGACCUGCAUAACCUGAAACACAUUAGAAUAUGCAGUAAAUAUGACGGACUUGACUUGUCUUCGUGUCAAAAGCUAAUGUUCAUUGACUUACGUGAGAAUGUGACAUUGACACCAAACUCACUGCGUGAUCUGCAUAACCUGAAGUUCAUUCAAUUAUACUGCAAAUAUGACGGACUUAACUUGCUGCCUUCGUGUAACACUCUAAGGCAUAUUUAUCUACUUGACCAGGUAACAUUGACACCAAGUUCACUGCGUGAUCUGCAUUACCUGGAAUUCAUUACAUUAGGCUGCAAAUAUGACGGCCUUGACUUGUCUUCAUGUAAAAAGCUGAAGCACGUAUUUCUAUCCAAACAAGUGACAUUGAAACCAAACUCACUAAAUGAUCUUCAUCACCUGGAUUUCAUUGAAAUAGGUUGCAAAUAUGAUGGACUUAACUUGUCUUCGUGUCACAAUCUAAAGCAUAUUGAUUUAUGUUACCAGGUGGCAUUGACAUCAAACUCUCUGCAUGAUCUGCAUAAACUGGAUUACAUUAAAUUAUCCUGCACAUAUCAUGGAAUUGACAUGUCCUCGUGUCACAAUCUGAGGCAUAUUGAUUUAUGUGACCAGGUGACAUUGACACCAAACUCAUUGCGUGAUCUGCAUAACCUGGAAAUCAUUACAUUAGAAUGCAAAUAUGACGGACUUGACUUGACUUCGUGUCACAAUCUAAAGCAUAUUGGUUUACGUGACCAGGUGGCAUUGGCACCAAACUCAUUGCGUGAUCUGCAUAACCUGGAGUUCAUUGCAUUAGACUGCAAAUAUGACGGACUUGACUUGACUUUGUGUCACAAUCUAAAGCAUAUUGAUUUACGUGACCAGGUGACAUUGAUAUCAAACUCUCUGCUUGAUCUGCAUAACCUGAAGUACAUUAAAUUAUUCUGCACAUAUCAUGGACUUGACUUGUUUUCGUGUCACAAUCUAAAUCAUAUUGAUUUAUCUGACCAGGUGACUUUGAAACCAAGCUCACUGCAUGAACUGCAUGACCUGAAACGCAUUAAAUUAUGCAGUAAAUAUGACGGACUUGACUUGUCUUCGUGUCACAAUCUAAUGCAUAUUGAUUUACGUGAGAAGGUUACUUUGAUACCAAACUCUCUGCGUGAUCUGCAUAACUUGAAAAUCAUAACACUAGACUGCAAAUAUGACGGACUUGACUUGUCAUCGUGUCACAAUCUAAAGCAUAUUGAUUUACGUGACCAGGUGACAUUGACACCAAACUCAUUGCGUGAUCUGCAUAAACUGGAGUUCAUUGCAUUAGACUGCACAUAUCGUGGACUUGACUUGUCUUCGUGUCACAAUCUAAGGCAUAUUGAUUUAUUUGGCCAGGUGAAAUUGAUACCAUACACACUGCGUGGUCUGCAUAACCUGGAAUUCAUUUCAUUAGGCUGUAAAUAUGACGGACUUGACUUGUCUUCGUGUCACAAGCUGAAGCACAUUGAUCUUCGUGAACAGGUGAAAUUGAUACCAAUACCAUACACACUGCGUGGUCUGCAUAACCUGGAAUUCAUUUCAUUAGGCUGCAAAGAUGACGGACUUGACUUGUCGUCGUGUCACAAGCUGAAGCACAUUGAUCUACGUAAACAGGUGAAAUUGAUAGGAAACUCGCUGCAUGAUCUUCAUAACCUGGAGUACAUUACAUUAGGCUGCAGAUAUGACGGACUUGACUUGUCUUCGUGUCACAAUCUCAACCACAUUGGUUUACUUGAACAGGUGACAUUGAUACCAAACUCACUGCAUGAUCUUCAUAACCUGGUGAUCAUUGAAUUACGCUGCAAAUAUGACGGACUUGACUUGUCAUCGUGUCACAAUCUAAGGCGUAUUCAUCUUCGUGACCAUGUGACAUUAGUACAACACUCACUGCGUGAUCUGCUUAACCUGGAGUACAUUACAUUAGACUGCAAAUAUGACGGACUUGACUUGUCAUCGUGUCACAAUCUGAAGCAUAUUGAUUUAUGUGACCAGGUGACAUUGACACCAAACUCACUGUGUGAUCUGCAUAACCUGGAAAUCAUUACAUUAGAAUGCAAAUAUGACGGACUUGACUUGACUUCGUGUCACAAUCUAAAGCAUAUUGGUUUACGUGACCAGGUGACAUUGACACCAAACUCAUUGCGUGAUCUGCAUAACCUGGAGUUCAUUGCAUUAGACUGCACAUAUCGUGGACUUGACUUGUCUUCGUAUCACAAUCUAAAGCAUAUUGAUUUAUUUGGCCAGGUGAAAUUGAUACCAUACACACUGCGUGGUCUGCAUAACCUGGAAUUCAUUUCACUAGGCUGCAAAUAUGACGAACUUGACUUGUCUUCGUGUCACAAGCUCAAGCAUAUUGCUCUAGUUGAACGGGUGACAUUGAUACCAAACUCACUGCAUGAUCUGCAUUAUCUAGAGUUCAUUGCAUUAUCCUGCAAAUAUGACGGACUUGACUUGUCUUUGUGUCACAAACUGAAGAAAAUGUAUCUACGUGAACAGGUGACAUUGAUAGGAAACUCGCUGCAUGAUCUUCAUAACCUGGAGUACAUUAAAUUAGUCUGCACAUAUGACGGACUUGACUUGUCUUCGUGUCACAAUCUUAACCACAUUCAUCUACGUGAACAGGUGACAUUGAUACCAAACUCACUGCGUGGUCUGCAUAACCUUGAGUGCAUUGUAUUAUGGUGCAAAUAUGAAGGACUUGACUUGUCUUCGUGUCACAAUCUUAACCACAUUCAUCUACGUGAACAGGUGACAUUGAUACCAAACUCACUGCGUGGUCUGUAUAACCUUGAGUGCAUUGUAUUAUGCUGCAAAUAUGAAGGACUUGACUUGUCUUCGUUUCACAAGCUGAAGUACAUUUAUCUACGUAAACAGGUGAAAUUAAUACUAAACUCACUGCGUGAUUUUUAUCACUUAGAACAUAUUUUCUUAGGCUGCAAAUAUGACGGACUUGACUUGUCUUCGUGUCGCAUGCUGAAGCACAUUGAUCUUCGUGAACAAGUGAAAUUGAUACCAAACACACUGCGUGGUCUGCAUAACCUGGAAUUCAUUUCAUUAGGCUGCAAAUAUGACGGACUUGACUUAUCUUCGUGUCACAAGCUGAAGCACAUUGAUCUUCGUGAACAGGUGACAUUGAUGCCAAACUCACUGCGUGAUUUUAAUCAAGUAGAACAUAUUUUCUUAGGCUGCAAAUAUGACGGACUUGACUUGUCUUCGUGUCACAAGCUGAAGCACAUUGAUCUUCGUGAACAGGUGAAAUUGAUACCAAACACACUGCGUGAUUUUAAUAACUUAGAACAUAUUUCCUUAGGCUGCAAAUAUGACGGACUUGACUUGUCUUCGUGUCACAAGCUGAAGCACAUUGAUCUUCGUGAACAGGUGAAAUUGAUACCAAACACACUGCGUGAUUUUAAUAACUUAGAACAUAUUUCCUUAGGCUGCAAAUAUGACGGACUUGACUUGUCUUCGUGUCGCAAGCUGAGGUACACAAUGGUACCAAACUCAGGUGAUCACCAUUGUGUGAUUCUCUAAACAACAUUGAUUUAAGUGAUCAGAUAAUAUUUUUACAAAUUCUUUCCUUAAAUACCACUUCAUUCACUACUGAUAUAUCAACAAUAUACGCCCAUAAGCAAAAUAAGACUUAUAUAGUUUUCAAUACAUUUUCUGUAUUUGGUAAAGCAUCUGGACAGUCAACUAUUUGCAUCAAACAAGAUCAACUUCAUCAAUUAUAUAAUAAUUCAACAAAUACAUAUGAACAAAAUUCAGGUUAUCUACAUGAAAACACAGUUCAAGCACAUACAUAUACUAUAUCCACCUAUUUUGUUUUUCAUCUCUAUAUAAACCAAUGACUAAAUUAUUAAUUAAGUUCGAAAAUUUAUUCAAACUGCAAUAGUAAUUAAAAUACAAUAAAAGAGAAACAAACAUUAACUUUAACUUGGUUUUCAUAGUUCGACUGCCCAAAGCUGAAUAAUGAAAAACCGCCAAACACACUCAAUUUCCACGUGCACACUUUCAGUGCGACCAAAUUCAUUACAUUGCAUUAUGGGAAAAUAAUUUUCUUCUAAUUCGUGAACUCAAACUACGAAAAUUAUAUUUCUUUAUUAUUCCUUACUCGGAAAUGUGUUGAUUAAAUUUCAAAUAUGGUGAGCUGGAAGUGUUAUCGUAGGCACUAUUUCUCUGUAAACCGGUCACAUUGUAUCAUGAUGUAAAGCAUAUUGAUAUCCGUGAAAAGAUAACUAUGGUAGCAAAUUCUCUCUUUAGUAUUCUCAAUUUAAAAUGUGUUUAUCACUUGCAAAGUCAUUGUAUUAACAUAAUUCGUAAAUAUUAAUUGUUUAUAUAAAGACUAUAAUUUUUCACAAGAUGAAGGUUAUGCAAUUAAAAGCGUUGUUUUCGUCGUAUGUUUUUAUUCUGUAUAUACUGUCGGAUGUUAUAUAUGUUUGACAUUAUCUAACUCUUUUACAUACUUUCAUUUAUAUAUUAUUAUGAAUCAGGAAAAGUGCAAGUCACGUUAAAAAUAAACAGUUAAAGCAUACAUGUUAAUCCCCAGUAAGAUUGUAUAAUACAUGUUUAAGGAUAUUUGUGCUGCUUGAAAAAAAGGUGUUUAAUCAAAAUUGUUCAAAUUGUAUUAACCAGUGCUUGUUUUAAGGACCCGCAUAUCUGGAAUGUUUGACUGACAACAAAGCGCGAUUUUUUGCCCAUGUAUACAUUUGAGUUUUCUCCAUACAAACGUCAUGUAGGUUAUUUUUUGUUUCCUUUACGGGCGAGAAACACAUUUGUGGCACGUGGUUUGUUACUCUAUGAUAACAGUUAUUUAUCUUGUAAUACAUGCUCAUUAUAAUUAAGAUCAUUUACCAGCUUUACAUUCGUCAUGCAAUGUCGUGUAUUAUAUUUUGUAUUAUUGUGUACAGCUUAUUAUAUUUUAACAAGAUUGUACAUAUUUGAUUUGUUUAAGAUCUCUAAUAAAUAUAGUUCAAGUUUCUCAAGGUUUCAGUUGUUGAUGUUUGUACUUUUGUAUUAUCAUUUAUCUGCAAGUGUGAAACAUCGUGUUAUUUAUUCAACGUUUUUAUGUAGAGUAUUGUAUCAACUGAAUAAACUAAGAUACGUUUUUUUUAACAAAUGUCAUACACAAACUGUUUCUGUGGUAAGUCGAUACAUCUUUCUUUAUCGCCAAGAAAACCAAAAUGCUGUUCUUUAAACACGACAAUAUAAUUCUUAAACAAGAGCACCGCCUUGCGGGUGCAGACCGCUCAUCUAUUUUUCUUUUUAAAGGUGAAGGGACCUAUCUCAAUUUCAAUCACAAAGGAGGGAGGGGUGGGGUGGAAAGGGUGUAUGGUGUGGGGGUGUGGUCAUUUAUUACAUUA
Molecule: messenger RNA, 5969 nt
Organism: Dreissena polymorpha
Lineage: Eukaryota; Metazoa; Mollusca; Bivalvia; Myida; Dreissenidae
Exons: 2
Coding region: 88-4140 (1350 amino acids)
Source: RefSeq, a predicted model, not a curated record